CAAGACGGAAUUCCCCGAGGAAAUGUUCUCACCGGAGAGUAUCGCCGCUUCAAUGGAAAAAUCGUCAUCGAGACAGCAAACAGCAGUUGGAUUGUUCCGCACCCCAAACAUGCGCAUAAAAACACUGAAUAUAAUGUUCAAUUGGUUUGUGAAUAGUUUGGUGUACUACGGUCUGGGUCUAAGCACCUCUAAUCUUGGCGUGGACGACUAUCUCGCCUCGGCUCUCUCAGCGCUGAUCGAGUUCCCCAGCUACAUCUAUUGCGUCUUCGCUCUGCAGUACUUCGGGCGGCGGGUCAACCUGAGCGGUACCAUGGUGAUCGGCGGUAUUGCGUGCAUUACCACUGCAUUUCUGGAGAUGGGGGUUGCGCGGACGGUUAUCGCUAUGAUUGGAAAGUUCUGCAUAGCCGGUUCGUUCGCUAUCAUCUAUGUGGUGUCGGGAGAAAUCUACCCAACUCCCGUCAGGAGUGCAGGGAUGGGCCUGUCUUCCGUGACGGCCCGUGUGGCCGGCAUCCUCUCCCCGUUCAUGCUGGACCUGGAGGACCUGUGGGCGCCGCUGCCGUUCGUGCUGUUCGGGAGUCUGUCGAUCGCUGCCGGCCUACUCGCCUUGCUGCUGCCGGAGACGAACAACAAGAAGUUGCCGGAGACGCUGGAAGAAGGAGAGGCCUUUGGAAAACCGAAGUGUCUAGGAGGUAGCGGCCGGGAUGCGGAAGAGGGUGAUGAUGUUGCUAUGGUGACUAUUAAUGUGACUCACUUAGAUACCAAGCAAGGGAUCGAAAAUAUUGCCUUUGAAGAGAAGGGAACCCAGACAGACAAGACGAUUAAAAGUAUGUAGGCAAACGUCGAGACAUUACUGGCUUUGUCAGUGACAUGGGCUUCGUGGACAAACGAAGAGGGC
Acanthaster planci (crown-of-thorns starfish) is the source of this 895-nucleotide messenger RNA. Its product is annotated as organic cation transporter protein-like. NCBI's taxonomy places the organism in Eukaryota, Metazoa, Echinodermata, Asteroidea, Valvatida, Acanthasteridae. Gene Ontology annotation, cellular component: membrane. Gene Ontology annotation, biological process: transmembrane transport. Gene Ontology annotation, molecular function: transmembrane transporter activity. The record is from RefSeq and is a predicted model, not a curated record.